This is a messenger RNA of Amphibalanus amphitrite, 1711 nucleotides long. RefSeq lists its product as uncharacterized. Bases 140 to 505 code for a protein of 121 amino acids. NCBI's taxonomy places the organism in Eukaryota, Metazoa, Arthropoda, Thecostraca, Balanomorpha, Balanidae. The transcript is spliced from 4 exons. The record is from RefSeq and is a predicted model, not a curated record.
GGGGUGAGGAGCGGGCCGGCCAGGCGGGAGCGACGGACAACGAGGGGUGGCGUACGUUGGAGUGCCGGGGCGUCGCUGCUUGGGCGAAUCUUACAGACACCGCCUGCACACAAACUGGGGGAAGUGACUGCCGGUCGUCAUGUCAGCGCCUCGCGACUUCCGGCCGAUCCAGGGCUACCCGGAUCAGGAGUGGAACGCCAACAUCCGCUCAGAGUACGGGCGCAACUUCAUCUUCCUCGGCUGCGCCAUCGUCCUGCUGGUGGUGUUCGUCGGACUCAUGAUGGUUCUCAUCAAGUACUUCGCGAAUCUGUUCAGGGUCGAGAGAGCGCCCACGCACCCGCCCAGCCUAUCCACCAAGCGUCCAAACCCAGUGCGCAUGGUGUGGAGCACGCUGUGGGACCAGCCGCUGCCGCCCGGCAACUUCCGAUCGCAGGCCGGCUUCUACUCGCCCAGCACACGCCGACUGGACUCGGAGCACGCCUCGCUCUACAUGGGCGAGAUGUGAACCGGCCUCGCCCUACAUGGGCGAGAUGUGAACCGGCGUCGAUCUACAUGGGCGAGAUGUGAGCUGACUUGGCGCAACCAAUGGGCGAGAUGUGAACCAGCCUCGCUCUACAUGGGUGAGACGUGAACCGGCGUCGAUCUACAUGGGCGAGAUGUGAGCUGACUUCGCUACAAAUGGACGAGAUGUGAACCGGCCUCGCUCUACAUGGGCGAGAUGUGAUUCGGCCUCGCUCUCCAUUCCGAAAGGAUGACGAGGGAGCGUGUCGCGAUCAACUUAUGCGAGGGGAUGCUAAACUGCUAAAGUGCUUGUCUGCUUGGUCAGGAUCAGAUUGUUCCCUGAUCUGCAUGAUUGACCUAUGAGUGUGAAAACGUUACGUACGCGACGCAUUGUUGCUAUCCAGUAUCACGUAUAGUUAUGUUAUCAUGCACUUUUAUCGAAACCACAUGUUAGCGCUUCACCCAUCCUAAUGCACUGCAACCAUUGCCCAAUUAGCUCAUUUGUUACCCACAUUGCAUAAGUGAAUAUCGCUGACCUCUGUGGUACUGGUGCGAAUUUUUUGCUUUAUAUUUUUAUACACCGGCAGAUCUGGUCCGGUGAGCAUCCAAGGUCAUGAUUUCCCAUGGUAGAAAACCCGUUUCUUCCCCUUAUAUAACGACGCCCAGGUGUUUCGUCACUGGCGUUCUUCCCCUUCUCGCACAACUUUUGCUGUCGGUCAACAUCCGAGUUGUGAUCAGCCACGAGUUGUCACCUCUUACAAACGCACAAUGGAUCUGCCCGCGUGUUUUCCAUGUAAUCUAAUGUUAGCAUUAUUUUGUAAAACAAAGAAUCCGUCCAAGCUGAACGGCGGCAUUGAUAAAUAAGGAAAGCAUAGCUGUAAGUUAGACACUAAAACGCAUGGUUGGCUGUGAAUGGCUGAACGCAAAUUUGUUGGUGACACGAACGUUUGACCAUUUAUAGACCUCGAUGAUCUGCGCUCAGACUCGUUGUUGACCUGUGCGGCAAGUGGGCGUGUUUUGCUGUUGUGCGGCUCGUGCCUGUGCCCGUAACAAGCCGCAAUUGGUGGCCCGAGAGGAUGAACCUACCGAUCUUCUGUUAUGACCUUUGAACGUUUACCGAGGCAUUGUGGUAACCCAGAGUCUCAUUUGUGUAUAUUACAGGUGUUCUUGACCAAACGACGAAUGUCAAUAAAUAUACAGCCGAUCAAUU